GUAGGUAAACAACUACAUCUACAAGUAUAUAAUUUUGCUGUUAUUUGUUGAGAACGCCACCGACCAACUUAACUAUUCUUAAGGAAUUGCGAAAAAUAAGCUACACAGGCUCGAGUUGGAAUGGAUGAAUUGUUGCAGAACCAUUUGUUUGCAACCCAUGCAAUUGCUGCUUCAGGUUCUGUAGUCUUUGGCACUGCUCUUACUUAUCCUCUUGAUACCAUCAAAUCCCUUAUCCAGGUUGGUUCAGGUUCUAGUAAACAAUUAAGUGCCUCUCAGGUUAUAAAACGAGUUCAAGCUUUGUCAGGGUAUUCAGGUUUGUACAGUGGCUUUGAGUGGUUGGCCUGGGGGAGAAUUUUCGGUGUGGCAGCUCGCUUUGGAACAUAUGAAGUUUUGACAGCUUUCUAUAAAGAUGGUCGAGAAGACAAUUUUGUGUAUGUCUCUGAGGCCCUUAUGGCAGGGAUUGCAGCUGGUGCUGUGGAGGCACUAACAAGCACACCAUUUGAACUUAUUAAACUCCGUGCACAGGUUACCUCUGCUUCUCGCAUCUCAAGAGCAACACCAGUAACAGGGAAUAAAACUGUUAUGCCAUCAAUUUCCAGAUUAUUACGUGGAUAUACUCCAGAUAUGAAGGCAUUGAACAAUGCUGUCGGUAUGUUGUCCAUUUUAAACAGCAAGCACCCUAAUAUGGUUGGUGCCAUACAAGAGUACCCUUGGAUGAUGACUGGGUCUGGAAGGCCACCAUCAGUUUAUGAUGUCCGGAGACCAUCUGAAAUAAUUUCUUUGGAAGGAUGGAGUGCAUUUUGGAGAGGCCUUCGUUCGGGAGUUGCUCGAGACUCUGUAUUUGGUGGCAUAUUUUUCUCUUCUUGGGACUGUUUGCACCAAAUUAUGCUUAAUUGGAAGGCGGCCGGGAUGGAUCCCCCACCCAGGUAUGAUGAAGAAAUCGGUCCACUAUCCCCUGUAGCUGCUAGUCUUGCAGCAGGGUUUUCGGGUUCAGUUGCUGCUGCUGCAUCUCAUGGUUUUGACACAGCCAAAAGUCGAUCACAAUGUACAGUGUUACCCAAGUUCAUUUCAAUGGAGAGAAAGCUUCUCAAGUGGAAAACACCAGGGAAAAGAUUCGAGAAACUCGUCGGCAUCCACCCUGAAGAUAGAAACCUCUUGUUCCGGGGUAUGUGGUUACGGAUGGCUCGUAGUGGAAUCGCAUCGUUCGCAGUCGUCGGAAGUUAUUACUUUUCUGUUGCUUACCUUGUUCCGGGUAAUUGAUCCCCGAGAGCUCUGCAUCGGUAAAAUAUUUAAGAGGGAAG
Molecule: messenger RNA, 1301 nt
Organism: Hibiscus syriacus
Lineage: Eukaryota; Viridiplantae; Streptophyta; Magnoliopsida; Malvales; Malvaceae
Product: mitochondrial arginine transporter BAC2-like
Exons: 7
Coding region: 121-1260 (379 amino acids)
Biological process (GO): transport
Molecular function (GO): transmembrane transporter activity
Source: RefSeq, a predicted model, not a curated record